AUGGGCUUAAUUACCGCUGUCACUCUCUUCGCUAUUGCAGUUAUCAUCGGUCAUAGGGCUCUUCCUGGAGUCAAGUCAUGGUGGGCAGAUUUCAACUAUCGUUAUAGAGUUACAAAUGAUCUUCAAUUAGUCAUUCCUAUGGGAUUGCAGGCUCUACGUCACGUUUAUCAGACUCUUAUUUCCCAUAGAUUCAACCAGUUCUAUGACAUUGAGAAGACGUGUCUCAGUUCCAAAUACGGAAACAAGAUCGCACUUAAUUAUAUUCAGUUGAAGCAGGGUAAAAAAUAUCAAGUCGAUGGAGACGAUGCCUUCAGAAUUGAUAGAUACACGUACCAUCAGAUGUAUGAUAUCGUUCUCAGACUAUCGUUCAUAUUAAAGAACGAGUACGGUGUUAAGAAAGGUGAUACUGUCACCAUUUACUUUAUGAAUAAGCCUUUGUUUAUUUUCAUUUGGCUUGCAUUGUGGAAUCUUGGUGCCAUUCCAGCAUUUCUUAAUUACAAUUUGAAGCACAAUCCUCUAGUUCAUUCUGUUAAGUUGGUCAAUUCUGCUUGCCUUUUAGUGGAUAGUAACGAUUGUGAGGAGCAAUUUAUGGAGACCAGAGACGAGAUUUUGGCUGCCAUUCCAGAUCUUAAGAUCUUUUAUCUCAACGAUCAGGUACUUGUUCCAAAAUUAGAGGACAAUUCUUCUCCUAAAUAUCGUGAACAGGACUCUGUUCGUGAUAGCGGCGUGAAGGCACAUCAUCCAGCUCUUUUGGUCUACACCAGUGGAACUACCGGUAUGCCUAAAUCUGCCGUUAAUUCAUGGAGAAAGUUGUUUUUUGCUGCAUAUCUUUUCACCGUGCCUAUGCAAAUCACGGAGAAAUGUAACAUCUUCACAGCCAUGCCACUAUAUCAUGGUACUGCGUCGAUAUUGGGCGUUGUACCUGCUUUCGAGUCUCGUGGUACCCUUUCACUAGGACACAAGUUUUCUGUGUCAAGUUACUGGGCUCAAGUGCGCCUAACUCACUCUAAUACAAUUCAAUACGUAGGAGAGGUGUGCCGUUAUUUGGUAGAUGCGCCAAAGUCUGAAGAUGAAAGACGUUGGUACGGUAAAGUAGAUUUGGCGUAUGGAAACGGUCUUAGAAUGGAUAUUUGGACCAAGUUGAAGAAGCGGUUUGGAAUAAAAGCCGUGGGAGAGUUUUAUGCAUCGUCAGAAUCUCCAUUUGCCACUACUUGUCGUGAAGUUAAUGGAAACGGAGUGGGCGCCAUUCGUAACAACGGAUAUUUGGCUGAUAGAUUUCUUACUAAGGCUAUGUAUACGUUGGUUCGUAUGCAGAAGGAUGACGACAAUAUGAUUUAUCGUAAUGCACAGGGAUUAUGCGAAGAGCCAGCUGCUAAUGAGAAGGGAGAGAUGAUUACGAAGAUUUUGAACCCUAGAAGAAUCGAGACUACAUUCCCCGGUUAUGUUAAUAACAACGAGGCCACUUAUUCGAAGGUUAUCCGAAAUGUUUUCCACAAGGGAGACGCAUGGGUUCGGUCUGACGACUUGAUGAAACGUGAUGAAAUUGGCAAUGUAUACUUCGUGGACCGGCUGGGAGAUACUUACAGAUGGAAGUCAGAGAAUGUGAGUACUACGGAGGUUGAGAACGAGAUUUUGGCAUUGGACGAUAUCGAGUAUUGCGUAGUGGUUGGAUGUAAAGUGAAGGAUCACGAGGGAAGAUGUGGCUAUAUUGUGUUGCAGACUAAGAGAGAUAAUCAGGAAACCGAAGAAGAGAAGAAGGAGUUGUUAGACAAGCUUGCUGAUAGAGUUUUCCAGCAUCUCCCCCACUUUGCGAGACCAUGUUUUGUUAGAUUUGAUCAGAUCGAGAUGACUUCAAGCCAUAAGAUCAGCAAGAAACGAUUCAGAAACCCUGUCCUACCAGCCGGACCAAAUGGAAACCAAGAGAUCUACUACUUAGAUACAAAGGGCAAGCAGUACAAGCCAUUGAAUGCAGAACUCUUUGAACAGAUCAUCAAGCAGGAGAUUAGAAUCUAG
This is a messenger RNA of Brettanomyces nanus, 2013 nucleotides long. RefSeq lists its product as uncharacterized. Bases 1 to 2013 code for a protein of 670 amino acids. The record is from RefSeq and is a predicted model, not a curated record. Gene Ontology annotation, molecular function: long-chain fatty acid-CoA ligase activity; long-chain fatty acid transmembrane transporter activity. Lineage: Eukaryota; Fungi; Ascomycota; Pichiomycetes; Pichiales; Pichiaceae. The transcript has a single exon.